GACGACACACUUUACAGUGUGCGCUGCGAGCUCGCGCUCAAACAGUGCACAGAGAGAGCGCGCGCGCUAGAGAGAGAUUGAUGCAAUUUUACAACCUCUCCGAGACGGACGGCGCAGCGACGCUAUAGCUCCAACAAAUAGCUCUAACCUGGGGAAAAGUUUAUACGCGCAGAUCAGAACAUCCUCCGUGCGUGAGAUCCGCAUUCAGGGACUCUGAGGAAGCCAUGGAAAGUUAAACAUCUGGAGGAUUUUCUGAUAUUGUGUUUAUAAUGGACUUCGGAACAACUCGGUGACCGGGAGAGUUUUUCAGCGACUUUUAAAGAACCAAAACGUGCACAGUCCACGAUUAGACUGCUCUUUUUUUUUCUUUUUUUUUUUUGGAGGGGGGGGGCGGUGCAAAAGGAUUUUUGGGAACUUGUUCGUACUGAUGGUGCUAACAUGCUCUCCUGGAUACUUAGAGUGAGUUAGUGCUGAAGAAAAACCCGAUGCGAGUGAAGAGCAACAGCUGGAAAGGAUUUUCCCUCUGUGUAAUUGGGUGAAAUUCGUUGGUGGACUAAACAGACCUAGUUUCAGGGUUGUUGUUUUUUUUUAUUUAUUUAUUAUUUUUUACCAUACUUACAAAAAAAAACAUUGCAAAAAAAAAAAAAAAAAACACGCUUUGUCUUCAACUUUUCUUCUGAUUGUCCAAUAACGACGGCGUGCACCAAAAUGCCGCGGCGUGCGGAACGUGUGGGCUUUUUCCUUGCGACUUUGUGCCUUUUGUGCUUCACCCAGAGCAGCGGUCAGUACCAUGGCGAGAAGGGCAUCUCGAUCCCGGAGCACGGAUUCUGCCAGCCCAUCUCUAUUCCUUUGUGCACGGACAUUGCGUACAAUCAGACCAUCAUGCCCAACCUUCUGGGUCACACCAACCAGGAGGACGCCGGACUCGAGGUGCACCAGUUCUACCCGCUGGUAAAAGUGCAGUGCUCGGCUGACCUCAAGUUCUUCCUGUGCUCCAUGUACGCGCCCGUGUGCACGGUGCUGGAGCAGGCCAUCCCGCCGUGUCGCUCUCUGUGCGAGCGGGCCAGGCAGGGCUGUGAGGCGCUCAUGAACAAGUUCGGCUUCCAGUGGCCUGAGCGCCUGCGCUGCGAGAACUUCCCAGUACACGGCGCGGGCGAGAUCUGCGUGGGCCAGAACACAUCCGAGGCCGGAAGUCCGACAUCCGACCCGACACCAUACGUACCCGAUCUGAUCACACUGCCGCCUAAUACAGGUAGAAACCCUCAGCAGUUCACUUGCCCGCUUCAGCUCAAAGUGCCCUCGUACCUCAACUACUACUUCAUGGGUGAGAAGGACUGCGGCGCGCCAUGUGAGCCCGCCAAGCCCAAUGGCCUCAUGUACUUCCGUGAAGAAGAGGUGAAGUUUGGACGCCUCUGGGUGGGCAUCUGGUCCAUUCUGUGCUGCGUGAGCACCCUCUUCACUGUGCUCACCUAUUUGGUGGACAUGAGGCGCUUCCGCUAUCCCGAGAGACCCAUCAUCUUCCUGUCCGGCUGCUAUUUCAUGGUGGCUGUGGCCUACGCGGCAGGCUUCUUCCUAGAGGACAAGGUGGUUUGCAUUGACAAAUUCAACGAGGAUGGUUACAAGACGGUGGCGCAAGGUACAAAGAAGGAAGGCUGCACCAUCCUCUUUAUGAUCCUUUAUUUCUUCGGUAUGGCGAGCUCCAUCUGGUGGGUCAUCCUGUCCCUCACGUGGUUUCUCUCAGCCGGUAUGAAGUGGGGUCACGAGGCCAUAGAGGCCAACUCGCAAUACUUCCAUCUGGCAGCGUGGGCCGUUCCUGCGGUCAAGACCAUCACUAUCCUCGCCAUGGGUCAGGUGGACGGAGACCUGCUGACUGGCGUGUGCUAUGUGGGCAUAUACAGCGUAGCAUCUCUGCGGGGCUUCGUACUGGCGCCGCUCUUCGUUUACCUCUUCAUUGGCACGUCGUUCCUUCUAGCAGGCUUUGUGUCGCUCUUCCGCAUCCGCACUAUCAUGAAGCACGACGGCACGAAGACUGAGAAACUGGAGAAGCUCAUGGUGCGCAUCGGGGUGUUCAGCGUGCUCUACACUGUGCCCGCUACCAUCGUGAUCGCCUGCUAUUUCUACGAGCAGGCUUUCCGCGAGCACUGGGAGAAGACGUGGCAUAUGCAGACGUGCAAGCGCUUUGCUGUGCCAUGCCCGGCUGGCAACUUUGCACCCAUGUCGCCCGACUUCACCGUGUUCAUGAUCAAGUACCUGAUGACCAUGAUCGUGGGGAUCACGUCCGGAUUUUGGAUCUGGUCCGGCAAAACGCUGCAGUCCUGGCGCAGGUUUUACAAAAGACUCAGUAACAGUAACCAGGGGGAGACGACUGUAUGAAAACGGGACAUGACCCUGAAAAUAAGACACAAGACUGAAAUUUUGAGGAAAUUGGUUUGCCGAGCCUGGAUGACACUUUUUUAUUUUAAUUUCUGAGACAUUUUCUUUUAAACGAACCCAAACACAAAACUGAAACGUUAUGCAGUGACAAACACGCUUCACAGCAAGUUCACUUUGUCUUUUGCGAAAUUAAAAUCUGUGGACACUCAGACAAAGAUGUGCCAACAUGCUUUCCCAAUCUUAUGGCCUAAUCACCUUUAUUUUUUUUCAUGUGAAAGAAAUAUUUUGACUUUGCCUCUAUGUAACAGUAUAUUUUACAUGUGAUCUCUGCACAUUUAAGGCCUACAUUUCACGCGCUGUAAUCGGCAUAGUACAUGUAGCGCUCAUUACUGUGGAAUCGUGAUUUUCUUCUUUUUUUUUACCCAUGAAUAUUGACUGUGUUUUGCUUUACAGAUGUAUCCUCUCUCGUCUUCUAUGGACUUGUAUGACUUUCAGAGCCACCCGCUGACAAUCAUGCAUCGUUUAUGUGGCACAAAAGCGCGUUGGGUUUAGGGUUGGAGAGCUACAUGCAUGUGUUCAGCUGGGGAUUUUAUGCAAGCUCCUUUUAAACUGCGUAACUUGUAAAUAAUCACCCUUUCUUAAAGAAUAUAUGUAUUUAUGAAGAUAAUCUUGUUGUUUUUUUUUACUUGAUUUUUUUUUUAAACAGAAAAUUGGUAAGAGGACAUUUGUAUAUGUACAGUUUCACCAAAUAAAACGAUUAGAUUUUUAAUUAUCUCCUUUAUAAGUAUUCAUUUCUUUAGUGUUUUUGAUGAUGAUGAUGAUGAUGAUGAUGAUGAUUUCAGUCAUUUGUUAGUUCAUUUAAAACACUGAACUACGAUUUCAUCCUAAUAUAAUAUUUUGUGUAGAAUGAACAUUGAAAACAGAAAAAAAGAUUAUUAUUAUUAUUAUUAUUAUUGGUGAGGAAUAGCAAGCGCAUUUAAAAGUCACAAACUCACAAAUGAGCUAGAUCUUCGCCAGGGCUUUUAAAAGGCAACACGUGGCGACACGUUGGGCUUAUAUAGAUUAUAAACAUAUAAACAAGCAUUAUAAAAGACAUUAGUAAUUUACCAGGGAGAACUGCAAAAUCGCCUCAUUAAUCUUCAUUAAUAGCCACCUAUCAGAGAGUAAUGGCCGAAAGCGUUUUAUAUCAGUUAGAGAAAGUGUACACCAGUGAGAUAGCGCCCCCAAUCGGUGGACGGUGUUUAAAAAAAAACUUUAUUGCCCCCUGAAUUUGGGCUUCUCAAAAUGGGGUCCAGGGAUGUGUGCAGUUAGGUAGUCCCUGAAUGUAUUACUCUUUCAAUGACAUGAUUAGGGUGAGGAAAUAUAUGCUAUAAUAAUAUAGUUAAUAUUAUACAAGCCUAAUUGACUGGUCACUGGACUGUUCAACUAUUCAAGCAUAAACAGUGAAAUCUAUAGUUUUAAUAAAAUUUAUAUAUAUAUAAUACAAAA
Messenger RNA from Ictalurus furcatus (blue catfish), 3861 nucleotides. RefSeq names its product frizzled class receptor 7a (gene fzd7a). The record is from RefSeq and is a predicted model, not a curated record. The transcript has a single exon. Gene Ontology annotation, biological process: non-canonical Wnt signaling pathway; canonical Wnt signaling pathway. Gene Ontology annotation, cellular component: plasma membrane. Gene Ontology annotation, molecular function: Wnt-protein binding; Wnt receptor activity. Lineage: Eukaryota; Metazoa; Chordata; Actinopteri; Siluriformes; Ictaluridae. Bases 709 to 2373 code for a protein of 554 amino acids.